AGAGAUGUUUCAAUUCGGUUACGACUCGUAUAUGCGGUACGCCUUCCCGGCUGACGAGCUAAACCCGAUCGCCUGCACCGGUAGGGGACCCGAUAGGGACAACCCCUCCAACAUCAACAUCAACGACGUGUUGGGCGACUAUUGUCUCACUUUAAUCGACUGUUUGGACACUUUGGCGCUCAUGAGGAAUGCCUCGGAGUUUAAGAGAGCGGUGGAACUCGUCUUAGAGUACGUGUCCUUCGAUAAGGACAACACGAUUCAGGUGUUUGAGGCAAACAUCCGGGUCUUAGGGGCACUCAUAUCCGCGCAUCUCUUGAUUGUGGAUAAGGAUCAGCCGUUCGGUGAUCUUCGGCCCGAAUACUACUCGAAGCAGUUGUUAGAAUUGGCUCACGAUUUGGCCACAAGACUGCUGUUGGCUUUCGAGAGUAAGACAGGUCUUCCGUAUCCGAGAGUUAACUUACGGACAGGAGUUCCCGAUCGCAGUGACUGCAAGUGGUGUGAAUCGCAUACCUGUACGGCAGGCGCCGGGUCUCUAAUACUGGAGUUCGGACUUCUGAGUAGACUUUUAGACGAUCCGGUGUACGAGUCAGUGGCCCGUCGGGCGACCCGAGCCCUGUGGCGCUCCCGUGCCGUCCAAACGGGUCUAUUGGGGAACAUCAUAGACGUGGAGACGGCUGAAUGGAUCGGCAAAAUGAGUGGAGUGGGCGCUGGAAUCGACUCUUUCUAUGAAUACCUCUUAAAGUCAUACAUAAUGUUUGGCGAACCGGAAGACCACCGAAUGUUUACCGAAAGCUACCAAAUCAUUAAGAAAUACCUGCGAAAGGGUCGCACACACUGUAACCGAGGGUCGGGUAACCAUCCCCUGUAUGUGAACGUCAAUAUGUUUGACGGAACGACAUCUACGCUAUGGAUUGACUCACUGCAAGCCGCUUGGGCUGGGGUACAGGUGCUCGCGGGCGACAUAGAGGAGGCCAUCUGUGGUCACGCCUUAUAUUACAACAUAUGGCGUAAGUAUGGAGUACUUCCCGAGCGA
Molecule: messenger RNA, 1033 nt
Organism: Oppiella nova
Lineage: Eukaryota; Metazoa; Arthropoda; Arachnida; Sarcoptiformes; Oppiidae
Source: the annotation of a GenBank genome assembly